GUCCUGCUUGGAGCUUCCGUACAGUCCAAACCGCCCGUGGGACCAACUGCCCAACCGACCCAACUGACUCUAAGCGAUGGCACAAGCCUGGCUGCUGAUCUGGUGCUGUGGUGUACGGGAGCCAAACCUAACACGGCUUUUCUCGGGGAGGAAUUGACGGCCGCUGGUGUACGUGAUGGCAAGGGACUAAUCAAGGUCCUCCCUACCCUUCAAGUCGAGGGCCAGCCGCAUAUGUUUGCUCUGGGCGACUGCAACAACGUGCCUGAGGAGAAGAAGGGCUUUCUGGCCAUGAAGCAAGCAGAGCUAGCGGCGCAAAGCAUCAAGGCACUGAUUAGGGCGGCAAGCAGCGGAGGGGGAGGCAAUGCCAGGAGCCCUAAGCUGGGCACCUGGACGGUCAACAUGGGCAUGGAGGUGAUGGUGGUGACGUUGGGCCGCAACGAUGGCGUGUGUCGAAUGGGAGGUAACGUGUUCACGGGUUGCUUGCCGGCUACCGUUAAGGGCAAGGACCUGUUCAUUGGCAAGACGCGCGGACAGCUCAAGGAACCCGUCGGGUGUGCCCUUGUUAGCCGACUGGACUUUUGUGAUGGUUCCUUUGUGAGCCAUCCAAAGCUGGAAGGGCCACUCAUCCUUAUCCUCCGCCGCGGCAAACUCCCCACACCCGAUUUCCCUACAACUAGUUCCUUCAGCCAUCAGGACAUCGCUGGAUCCGCCGCUAACGUCAACGCCAAUGCCAACGCCAACGCCAACGCGGCCAUGUCCGCUCUUGCAGUUCACAGCCACGAGGCCUGGCAGCAGCUGGCGGAACGUCACUUCCUGUCCCGACCGGGCCCAGUGUUUGACUGCCUCAGCCCCGAUCAGCUGGCGCUGGUGGCAGCGGCGUUUUCGCGGGCGGGCUACCAUCAUGUCGAACUAUUCCGGUCCAUCGCGGAUCGGCUGCUGCCUGCCGUACCCCACCUGCAGCCCGGCAGCCUCGCCCGCGCCCUGCACGCCUUCGCCUCCCUGCGUCACAACGACCCGCACUUCAUCUCCGCGAUGUGUAGGGAGGUGCACUGCAGAAUGAGAGGCGGCGGCGCCGGUGGCGGCGCCGGUGGUGCAGGUGGCGACGCCGCUGUCGGCUCCGCCGCCGCCGGCGGUGUCGGCACCGGCAGCAGCCUCCUUUCCCUUGCUGGCGCCGCCCUCUUUGGCAGCACUCGCGGCGGCCGGCCCGAUCGAGCGCACCGCGCGCCGCAGUUCCUGCUCGAUGACCUCGCACGACUGGCGGCGGCGGCCGUGCAGCUGGGCGUCAGCGAAGCUGCCGCUCGAGGGUACGGCAGCCGUGGUGGCGGAGGUAGUGCAUAUGGGGACGGGUUGGGCGGACAGUUGCUGGAGGCGGUGGCAGAAGAGGCGGAAGAAGCGGCGGCGGUGCGGCUGAGGAGUGUGGUCGAGGCAGUGAGGGCGACGGCGGCGGCGGCGGCGGCGGCGGCGGCGGCUGGGGCUGGGGAGGUGUCGCACCCAGCCACGGCGAUGGCAGCACCGAAUGAGCCGCGUCCGCGGUCUCGGGCUCCGUGGGAAUCAAACCAAAUCCAAACCCAACCCGGCGUUGAUGACAACAGCAGCCGUACGGCGUACGGCGAGUAUGAUGGGUACGAUAGGUACGGGACGGAAGGUGUUGGCGUUGAUGGGCAAGAGCCAGAUGCGUCGGACCGAUUUGGAAACGGCGAUGCCAGGGAGCUGUGUGGUCCAUGGGUCACGACCAGCAGCAGUAGCAGCAGCUGGGGCAGUGGCAGCAGCACGCCGGUGGAUCAAUUGGAGCCGGUUUUGACGCUGCUAGAAGCGCUGGCGGUCGGCAGCGCUGCCGGCGGCGCUGGUUGCGCUGCUGCCCACGCCGCGCACGCCAUUACGGCGCAGCACCUGGUUCCGGAGCUUCCUUCCUUGGAGCCGUACAUGGCGCCACGUCACCUCGUUUCCAUGCUGGCGGCGUUGCUGCCCGGGCCCGGUGCUGCGUCGCUGCUCCAGCUAGCACAUCCCUAUCCCGGUCCGCCGCCGCCGCAGCGACUGUCGUCUUUAUCUCGGUCGCUCUUGUCCGGUGACGGUGGUGGCCGCGGCGGCGGCGGCGGCUGCAGUAGCUACAUCGGGAAGCGCCCUGCUGCUGAGGCAAGACGUGGCGAUGAUGCUCCAGGUGAGCAUCUGUCGGCGGUGGUGGCGGCUCUGAGCCGGCGAUCGGACCUGCGAGUCUUCCGCAGUGGGCGGCACGUCCUGGAUGCGUGGCAUAUGCUGGCGGCGUCUCACGCCGGCGGCGCCGCCGGGACGGACGAUCCGCGUGUCACGGGGCAACUUCUGGCGCCCGUCUUUGCCUUCGUCGUACGCCACGUGACCAUGCUUGGCUCUGCGCCUGAGGCCUCGCGCUUCUUCGUAAGCUGCGCGUUGCUGUCCGCGUACGACAGAGCCGCGCUGGAUGCCAUGGCGGCACCGCUGGUGGCGGCGCUCGGUGCCGGCGGCGGCGCCGCCGGCACCACCGUAAAGCAGCCCCCGUCAGGCCAGCGCCAGGGUGUUCGAGACGGCAGCGCCGCCCGCUGGAACACGACGGCAGGCUGCCGUACAGGCGCGCUGACGCCACAGGCGCUGGCGCAAUUGGCAUGGGCUGUUGGGCAGCUUGGGUACGACAACACGGAGCUUCUUACGGCCAUCCAGCCACAUGCCGAUGAAGACCCCGCUGCUGCUGCUGCUGGCGGCGGUGCGGCAGCGGCAGCGGCGGCGGAGGCGGCGGCCGCCGGGCUGGCCGCGGCGGCGCCGCCGUUGGGUCCCUUGGAGCUCGCUGACGUGAUGUGGUGUCUGGCGGUUAACCAGUUCCGUACAAACCUGGGGGCGGAGAUACGGGAGCUGUACAUGAGGGCAGCCACUCACGGUGUGGUCCACAUUGACGACCCUCGCUGGCUACGGCUCGUGCAAGUGCACGUGUUGCUGCUGCUGGGCUGGGCGGGUGGGCUGGGGGAGGCGGCGGCGGGGCGGCUGCGCAGCAGCUGGUUCAACGCACUGGGUUACGCCUGGGAGCACCAGAUUUCUCUAACUAGGACUAAAAACCUAAUGGCGCAGGCGGUGGACCGAGGAGAGCAGCUGGCGGGACCCACGGGUCUGCCGCCAGACCCAGAUGCUGCUGUCAGAGCCUUUCGGCACGGCGUCACCACCUCCGUACGCGACCUCAGCCGCGCCGGCAUUCCGCCUGCGGUGUCACCCCGCGACGUUAGUGGCAGCAACAGCAGCAGUAGCAGUGGCACCGGCGGCAGGUUGCGGCUACAGACCAACUACGUGUGGGGCAUGCUACAGCCGUCCUCUGAUAUUCGCCUGACCGUGCCGCUGCUGCAACAGCAGGGCCAGGCAGGCGGGUCGCAGGGGGUGGGGCCCCAUCUGCUUGGUCCGACGCGGUGGCGGCAGCUAGUACUUCGUCGGCUGGGGGUGAUUGUUCGGCCAAUUCGGCAGGAGGACUGGGAGCAGGCGGACGAGCUGCAACGUGGGGCGAUGCUGCUGCAGGCACUGCGCCUGUGA
Messenger RNA from Volvox carteri f. nagariensis, 3522 nucleotides. RefSeq lists its product as uncharacterized. Gene Ontology annotation, molecular function: flavin adenine dinucleotide binding; electron-transferring-flavoprotein dehydrogenase activity. The annotation marks the transcript as partial. Gene Ontology annotation, cellular component: cytoplasm. The record is from RefSeq and is a predicted model, not a curated record. Lineage: Eukaryota; Viridiplantae; Chlorophyta; Chlorophyceae; Chlamydomonadales; Volvocaceae. The transcript is spliced from 11 exons.